GAAGAGAGUCAAAUAGUCACCAAACAAAAGUGAGCAUAUAUUUCUCGCACCUUUUCUUACUCCUUUUAUGUCGUGCACUACCUGUAACUGCCCCUUAAAUGAAUUAAAAAACAGAAACUUCUCUGCAAAUUUUGUAACCAACUAACCAUGAAGAAAAAACUUUGCCUUUGUUAUUGUCCCUCUGUAGUUGAAGCAGAUGAUGAUUCUUCUGAUGUUGUUCUUUUUCCUUCAUCUACUGAAAUUGUUCAAACAGAACCAGAGAGUAAAACAGUGCCAUCUUUGACAAAACCACACAAACAUCCAAGUUAUUCUCGUCGGAAAAUGUUUUCAUCAUACAAGUACUUCCCUCGACUGUUUAAAGCCAUAUUGUUUCAAGAUCCCCUGAGAAAUAUUCAGCAACUUGAGAUUGAAUUGAAGAGUAAAGCCAGUUGGAAUAGAGAUGAAAAGUGCUUCAAGAAAUUGGAAAAUCAUGAAUCAAGAAAACCAGAAAUGGAAGUUGAGGAAGUUACACAAGAAAAAGUCAGUUCAAUUUCACAUGAAUCUCAGAAGUUGUUAUCAUCAAAUUGGACAAAGCCAAACACUUCUAUUACUACUUCAACAUCAUCAUAUUCAUGUGAUAACCAGAAGAAAAAGGACUCUUGUUCCUUGUUGUAUUUAAUUGUCUUUGCUCUAUUCAUGAAGAUUUUUCUAGGUAAAUAUUGGGCCAUAAUAUUAACACUAUCAUGGCUCUAUUCUAUCCCUUAUAGGAGUCAAUUUUUGGAGCAAAGGGAAAAUGCAACGAAGUCGUCUGAGUCAAGGUCCAAGUCAUGAGAUCAUUAAAUUGUUGACUUGAAAAAAGAGAGUUUUUGAAGUGAAUAAUACUUCAAGACUAUAGCUUAUGUUACUCUUUUGGAAUAUUAGACUAAUAACAGCAAUACAUUAUUUGUAGGAGCCCUUUUUUUUGUUUGGCUCAUAGGCAAACAUGUAGUUGUUUUAUUUAUUGCUUUUUAUAUGAGUAAUUAACACGCACAAUUUUUGACUGA
Capsicum annuum is the source of this 1022-nucleotide messenger RNA. RefSeq lists its product as uncharacterized. NCBI's taxonomy places the organism in Eukaryota, Viridiplantae, Streptophyta, Magnoliopsida, Solanales, Solanaceae. The transcript is spliced from 2 exons. The record is from RefSeq and is a predicted model, not a curated record. The coding region runs from base 148 to 810 and encodes 220 amino acids.